GAGGAGGAGGAGGAGGAGGAGGAGCAGGAGAAGGGUGCGCUCCUCGGAUCAAUAGCCCCUUCGCGUGCACGAAUAGAUAUAUUGCGCGCGGCUCGGUAUACUGCGCUUCUUCCUCGUAGCCGGGCUCGACGUCUCCGCCUUUUCGGAAUCCCGAGCAUCGAGGCCGAUCUCCUCGAGAGAGCGUCCUUUCUUCCCUUCAGAAUCAUUGACACGGUAACCGUAAGUGCGCGGUUAAACUUGCAUCCUCCUGUUCUUUCUCAUCCGCCGUUUCAUCUUCGUGAUCGAUAAAUUGCCGACAAAAGGUCGUUAGGCUGCCAGAGUCCUGUUGCGGCAGCAUUUCGGGAGUACGCUGAAUGGGGAGGACGGUGAGGGCGAGCUACGAACGUCCGUAAAUCCGUGUGGGCUUGGCCAUUGGGAGUGAAGCGUAUAAUUUUGCAUUUUAAUAAAACGUUAACGUCAGUUUUACAUUUGAAAUAUGACUUCCCAAGUUCUCGUGAAACAUCCAGUUGUACCUUUCUCACAACGAAAAAAACCACCGCCAGAAAUAAUUCCGCUACCCAACAGAAACGACGAGGAUGACGAAGGAAGAUUUUUGAAGCAGAUUGUUGAUAAAGUCACUCAAUUAGAGCAGAAUAUGAAGUUCCUUCAGGAUCAGCACGAGGCAACUUUGGUCGCUCUUCAUCAAGAGGUUGAAGUACUUCGGCAAACGAAUAGAGAUUUACAGUUUCAAUUAGUUUUCUCCAAAGGGACAAAUUCCAAUUCAACUAGUCCUUGUAUCCCCGAAGAUAAUGAAGUUGAUCUCACCAAAGCAAAUGAGAGUCCGGCGUCGAUUAACGAUGUCACGCCACUCCAGGUCGAACUAUCAGACAAAGAUGUGCAGGAUAUUAAAACUAAUUUGAACGAGGCGAAAACGCGUAACGUUUACUUGUCAGAAGUGAUCGAAAAAUUGAAAAAGACCCUAGAGUUGAGCGAAAAAUCAAAGGAAAAGCAAAAAAUGACGGACAUUAGUAUCCAAGUCGAUCGUGUACUCGAAUCCGAACAAGUGGAAUUGCAAGCUCGUUUGGAUGAUGCAAAAGUGUUAGUCAAAAAAUUACUUCAAAAAAACAUGGACCAAUUCGAGGAGAUUGCAACGAUGAAAUCAGCUGUUUCUUACACUAACAACGACAACAUUAGCAAGAGUGGCAAUAGCCGAAGCCGGAAAUACAAACAUAAUCACAAUCAUGGAUCGGCGAACGAGGUCCAAGGCCAAGACGAUAAUUAUCAUAAAUUUCCACUCUUGCAGACUCAAAGUUAUUGGCUUCGAGCAUCUCGAGGCAAUCACAGUUACGAUCACAAAGCCCAUUCGGGUUAUCCGAGAAAUAGUAAGCAUCAUCAGGAGAGGCAAGACGCGGAGGCGGACGUUGAUAACACAGUCUUACCACAAUUACAAAGUGGCAAUGUAUGUAUUGGAAAAACGUCGAAUUAUUCGAAUAACUUCAAAUCUGGACUUCACAAUGCUGGCCAUUACAAUGCGGAGAACCGAGCAAACAGAAAAUACAGACGUACAAAAUUGUACAGAGAUCAGAAAGAACAGAGAGAUCAAGAUGCCAGGGAGUAUCAUAGGGAAUGCAAAUACAGAGAACCGAAGGACAAUCAACGGCAACAUCAAAGAGAAUUCGUAGAGUCUUCGCAGGAGACGCGAAAUCACAAAAAUACACAGAAACAGUAAUAACAUUAAGAAAAUCCAAUUGAAUUCUUAAACAAUCAAGAAUCGCUUGCAUGGUUAUUUGUAUAUUCGUUAGAUCCAUUCCACUAAAACACAUAUAUAAUAAAAGGAUUCGAUUUUCGUUAACAGUAAUUAUUACGUAUUCAACCAAUCGAUCAAAGUUUUUCCAGAAAGUAUAUGGCAAUUAAAAAACAAAAAAA
Ceratosolen solmsi marchali is the source of this 1905-nucleotide messenger RNA. RefSeq lists its product as uncharacterized. The transcript is spliced from 7 exons. Bases 476 to 1708 code for a protein of 410 amino acids. NCBI's taxonomy places the organism in Eukaryota, Metazoa, Arthropoda, Insecta, Hymenoptera, Agaonidae. The record is from RefSeq and is a predicted model, not a curated record.